Paramuricea clavata is the source of this 2493-nucleotide messenger RNA. The record is from the annotation of a GenBank genome assembly. NCBI's taxonomy places the organism in Eukaryota, Metazoa, Cnidaria, Anthozoa, Malacalcyonacea, Plexauridae.
AACUUACGCUAUGAAGCGAUCGGGCGUUAAAAACCCGUAGUAAUUUUGCAAAUCGACCCAUCAUUAAACUGGGACCAAUAAUUAGUACCAUAUUCGAUUGUUGGUGCGUUCAAAGUCCACUGUGUACCAUCUAUUUGGUACCCGGGCAAUCGGCGACUUUUUUAGCGGCGGGUAGCCGUCGUCAUAAUAAAAAGCGUGCGAAUAUUGAUUUGCAAAAUGUAGUAAAUAUGGUUGUAUUUUGGCAACUAUAAAAUAUACUUCAUUUUCAACAACUUCGCUAUGCUUUUUAUUGAUGAGCUGAAGUGGGGAAAGUUUACAAAGGAUGACGGUUGAGUAUUGCUGUGUAAUUUUAACAAAACACCUGCGAUACAGUUGAUAACUAUCGCUUCACACCUCGGCUGGAAUGGACUGGCCUUAUUGUGGCUUUGGCAGCUUCGGCCAAAAUGAACUUUAUGGCGAUUUCGGCGGGCUACGAGAGGAAGAAGUAGAAGAACUGAGGUCGGAAAGAACCAUUAAAAGCGGCCUAAAGGUCAGAAUAAUGCUUUGUUGUUUAACUUAACGUCCCCAAAGGCCAAACAUUAUGUUCAUUUUCAUAGAAACAACAACAACAAGUAGUUGCUAUCUUUCUGUUCGUUUUGUAGUCUGCAGAAGAGAUUGAACGAUUGACCGUGGAUGAGAAUUUAACAGAAAUCGAGAGAGCUGUGCUUUUACUUAGGUAUAAUGCUUUCUUCAUUAAGUGCUUUUAUUUGACGAUGUCUUAUUAAUCUUUAUAUUUAAAUAUCAACCGAGAUUUGCGUUGAAGGCAAGAGAUUAGAGUACGGGAUGUCCCACUAUGAAACAUUAGCAUUUUUUAAUAUUUUAGUGCUUUUAGUUCGUUAUAUUAUUGAAUACUGCACAAAUUUGUGGUGCAAAACAUUUAACAACAUUUUCUAUGUUAUAUAUUCUCUUUGUUUCGGGUUGUUGAUUUUGCAAGUGAUUUCAGGCUUGAAUUUUAAUAAGCUUUGAAAGAAAAUGAUAGCAAAAGCAGUUAAUUACAGAAAUUGCUAUGACUUGUAUAAAUUAGCUACCAUCUGCAGAUUUAAAAAACAUCUCACUAAAUUCUACAAAAAAAUUAAUACACAUUGCAAGUUAAAGUGUUUUUUUCAAAUACUAUGCAAUACCUAUACCAUUGAGCAGCAGCUCUCUCCCCUUGACAAGUAAAAUCCCCUUGACAUUAAACAGAAGAAAAUAAUAAAGUGGCAGCUAGCCCACUUUAGCAUAAUGGAUUUUUCUGUGUUUACAUCAGACUUUUUUGGCAGCUCGCUAGCCAACAAAAUGUACCAGGCUGACAGCUAUAAUCAUGGCUCAUUGCAGUAAACAACAUACCUAUCCCAUGGAGGAAAUUGGAAGUUAAUCCCCCCCCCCCCCCCCCUACCCCCUUUGGAUGUCCUAAUGCACUUACUAUUAUCUGAUAUUUUUUCUCUCCUCCCCCUCCGGGCAGCAGAAAUUUCCUCUGUGUGUGUGGAGGGGGUGAAUCUCUUCUGGAACAACCAAAUAGAAUUGUGUUCUGAAAUAUUGCAUUAUUGCUCGCACGUACACCCAAUUGGUUAAGCAAGUGACUGAGCCCUGUUAAAAAUUUUAUUUAUAGGGGAAAAACAGGCUUACAUAACCAGAAGUCCCAAGCAAUGCAAAUGCCUGAUCUGGGCAAAGUGGGCUACGAUGGUUAAAUAGCCGGGCUUGCCUUGUAUCUAAUAUAUAUCCAACACCUUUGUAUUAAGACCUAGAAAAAUAUUCUGCAGUUUCAUAUCAUAAAAGUAGAUAAUGAGGUGUUUGCAGUUACGAUAUAAAGAUUGUUCUAACUUAGUCUUUACAACCAUUGGAAUGUAUGUUGUAACUUGUUUUCUAGUUCUGGGAUAGAAGCUCAAAAAGUCAGUGUUAUCAACAACCUCCCAUCUUUAUUUGAACAUAAUGCUAACGAUGCCAUCAAACAAGUUAUGCCUCUUGUUAGGGUAUGUUUUGUUCAAACGUUGUGCCUUUCACUUCUGAGAUCCAAGGUGGAACAGUGGCAUAGCCAGCCUGACCAUUUGGUCCCACUUUGCAAAUUUCAAUUCAUUAUUCAUUUCUUUAGAAAUUGAUUGUGUUGAUAGUUCAUAAACAUGGCAAUAUUAAAUAUAGCAUAAAUGUGCUGGCUAAACCACUGAGGUGGAAUACUGCUUUAUGGGUUAAAUAUUUCAUUUGUAUUUUAUUAUCUUUAUAUUUCAGGAAUUACUGUAUAUUGCUCCAGUUGAGAUACAACUUGUUGCCAGUAGAGUUUAUUGUCAUAUCAUUGAGAAUGGCUUGCUGCCAAUUUAUGCCUUUACUUCAACAUUUUUACCAACUAUCUUGAGCAACAUGGAAAAUAAGGACCCAGGUUGGUUUGGCAACUACUUGUAACGUUAACAAAUUAAAUAUCUACUAUCGGUACAGUACAUUGCAUUAAAAUUGUCUCAAUCUGUGAUAGAACUUUAAAUCAGU